This is a messenger RNA of Haliotis rufescens (red abalone), 597 nucleotides long. RefSeq names its product sodium- and chloride-dependent glycine transporter 1-like. Lineage: Eukaryota; Metazoa; Mollusca; Gastropoda; Lepetellida; Haliotidae. The record is from RefSeq and is a predicted model, not a curated record. Bases 1 to 474 code for a protein of 157 amino acids. Gene Ontology annotation, cellular component: membrane. The transcript has 4 exons. Gene Ontology annotation, biological process: sodium ion transmembrane transport.
AUGUACGUGUUGACCCUCGUGGACUGGUUCGCCUACUUCCCGUCGAAUGUCCUCUUCUCUACACUUGAAUGUAUCGUGGUUGGAUGGUGCUAUGGUACGGACAGACUACAACGCGACAUCAAGGCGAUGUGGGGGAAGGCUAUACCGCGGAUUAUGAUGAUAGCCAUCAAAUGUGUGUGUCCGAUGUUGUUGGUGUGUGUGUUCUGCUACUCCCUGUAUUCCUACCGCCCUCCCAAGUAUGGAGACUAUGACUACCCUCCAUGGGCCACAGGAAUCGGAUGGAUGGUGUCUCUGGCUUCAAUCCUGCCCUUUCCGGCUGUCUUUGUGUGGAGAGUAUGGCGGUCACAUGGAAAUACCGUUAAAGAGAAAUUCCUGACAUCGAUGGAACCAAACAAGAAAUGGCGUGAAGCAUCUGGUCGUGGCACACAGGAGGACAUUGCUUAUCCAAUGACUAAUGUGGAGGAGCUAGCCUAAGAGGAUUCAGUGUUAGAUAACUUGGGUCAGAGCACGCGUUUUUUUUAUUGAAAGGUAUUUAAUCACAAGCAAAAGGAUUAGGCACAAGUUUUCACAACACAGGUUGCCCUCUCCUAAAAUAUA